Molecule: messenger RNA, 1491 nt
Organism: Zea mays
Lineage: Eukaryota; Viridiplantae; Streptophyta; Magnoliopsida; Poales; Poaceae
Exons: 1
Coding region: 47-1249 (400 amino acids)
Source: RefSeq, a predicted model, not a curated record
GUCAGUCUCAGGCGUUUCGUUCCUCGGCAUCUCAAGCGCAGCAGCGAUGGUGGACAUCGACCACCGGAUGGCCGGGCUGGCCCCGUCGGUGGCGCACACCGCGGCGCUGCGCCGCCUCUCGACGCGCGCCGCCGCGGGGCCGUCAUCGGCGUCCGCGUCGCCGCGCCACGGCCUCCACUCCUUCCACGCCGUGGCUGCAGGCGUGCUCUCCCACCUCCGCGAGUCCGGGGUGGCCGUCCUCCCGGGCCUCUCGGACGCGGAGCUGGUCCGCGCGGAGGCCGAGUUCGGGUUCACGUUCCCGCCCGACCUCCGCGCGGUGCUCGCCCUGGGCGUGCCGUCGGGGCCCGGGUUCCCGGACUGGCGCGGCCGGGCCGGCCUCCGCGCCGCGUUCGACCUCCCCGCGGCGGCGGCGUCGCUCCAGGUCGCGAGGGGCGCGCUGUGGCCGCGGUGCUGGGGCCGGCGGCCGGCCGACCCGGGCCGCGCGCUGCGGCUCGCGCGCUCCGCCGUACGCCGCGCGCCGCCGCUCGUGCCGCUCUUCGACCGCUGCUACCUGCCCUGCCGCCCCUGCCUCGCGGGGAACCCGGUGUUCUUCGUCGCCGACGACCGCGUCCUCUGCUGCGGCCUCGACCUGCUCUACUUCUUCACGCGCGACUCCUCCUUCCAGCCGGCGGACCGCGCCGUCGUCUCCUCCUCGUCCCCGCUCUCCGCCGGCGCGAGCAGGCCGUCGUGCACGCGCCGGAGCCUCGACGCCGUCCAGGCCCCGCGCUGGAUCGAGUUCUGGAGCGACGCCGCGUCGGACCGCCGCCGCCGCGACUCCUCGUCCUCCGAAGCAUCCACCGCCUCCUCGUCCUCCUCCUCGUCGUCGUCCUCAGGAUGCCCAUCGCCACCCCGGCGGCCAACCCCGCGGUGGGUCGACAGCUACCUCGACGAGCUGGGGUCAAUGCUGAAGAAAGGGGGCUGGAGGGACCGAGAAGUGGACGAGAUGGUCGAGGUCACCGCCUCCGGGUUCUUGGACGACGGCGAGGAGGCCCCAACACCCGACUCCGAGGCUAUCCUCGACGCGCUGGUCCUCAAGACCGACCGGUGCUCGGACUCGCUCCGGCGCGCCGGGUGGACCGCCGAGGACGUGUCGGACGCGCUGGGGCUCGACUUCCGGCGCGGCGAGGAGCGCUCCCGGUCGGCCGUGCGGAUCCCGCCGGAGAUCGCCGCCAAGGUCCAACGCCUCGCGCAAGCGCUGGCGCGCCCGUGACGUGACGUCGAUCGAUCUCCCCCGUUCCCGCCGCCGGAGGCUUCCCAUUCUUUGUUUAUCUCCAGUCCGAAUCGAACUGCACUAGUAUAAAAGUGAGAAAGUAAACUAGGCCAUGUUCGCGCGAGUGAAUUAUGCCGUGCUCAUGUGCGCGAAGCACCGUGCGUUGUAAGGAUACAGGAUCCCAGAAGAGAAAUGAGAGCUAAAUUAGCCGAGAAGACACAUUUGCAGUUAAAAACGCUCCA